UCCCCAGCUUUCGAAGCUGUGGAAUACAAGCCUGUCGUGUUUCACAAUAACUUCCACGAAGAUCGGACGCCUUGGCAGGGCCCCCCAACUGAUGAGGUGGACAAAGCUUGGGAUGCCAUCUAUCGAGGCGUCGGCGUGAUCAAGAUUCCAAAGGCACAGGCAGAGCAGUUGCCGAACCACACUCUGCCUAUCCCAGGAGAAGAGGAUGGUUAUAUUGUCGGGCUUGAAGUCUACCAUCAACUACACUGUCUAGAUUUCAUCCGCCGAGCCUUGUACCCAGACUACUACGGUGGAGAUAAAAGCAUGAAUGAGCAGGAGAAAAAGGAGUACUGGAUCCAUAUCGAUCACUGUGUGGAUAAUCUCCGUCAGACAAUCACAUGCUACUCGGAUAUCAGCACCAUUCCAUGGAAAUGGAUGGACCGGGUGCAGUCAGAAUUUCCAGACGCCCACACUACUCAUGUCUGCCGUGAUUUUGAGAAGUUAACUGAGUGGAUGUUGCAUCCUGAUCGCCAUUUUCCACAGGAGGAGUAUCAGAUUCGCUUGGAAGCGUUUCAUGCAGCCUCUCAUCAUCACAAUGAAUGA
This is a messenger RNA of Cryphonectria parasitica EP155, 582 nucleotides long. RefSeq lists its product as uncharacterized. NCBI's taxonomy places the organism in Eukaryota, Fungi, Ascomycota, Sordariomycetes, Diaporthales, Cryphonectriaceae. Gene Ontology annotation, biological process: mycotoxin biosynthetic process. The transcript is spliced from 3 exons. The record is from RefSeq and is a predicted model, not a curated record. The annotation marks the transcript as partial.